UGGUGUCAUAGUAUAAUUCCCAACUCUGGUCCUUAGCGUCCAGGAUAUGGGUACUAGCCUAAAGUCCUCUAAGCUUAAUUACCAGCUUAGAUUCUGUAGUGUUGCCACCAAUCAGGAAUUCCAGGGCCUGAUACCCUCUGGUCCCCCCAAACCCUUCCCUGGGGACCUCCAAGACCCAGAUUCCUUGAGUCUCACAACAAAGGGGAAUGAACCAUUUCCCUUCCCCCUCCUUUCUUCCUCCCAGCUCUUUCCCGCCCUGGGUACACUAGGAGACCACCGUGAUUCAACUCCUUAAAUCACCACACCGAGAGGAAUGUUACCUUCUCCCUCCCUUCUUCCCCGGAGAGAGAUACAGAGAUAAAUGCAGAGAGCAGGUUUUUCUUCCCUCCUCCCUUUCCUUUCUCCCAGCAAUUCCCUGGUGAGUGCAGACUCCCAUCCCUGGAGUCUUACAAAAGAUAACCAAAAAAAUCAAUUAGAUUCUAAAAAAGAGGAAAACUUUAAUAAAGAAGGAAAAACAUAAAAAUUGUCUCUGUAAUCAAGAUGGUAAAUAUACAGGGUUUUUAUAGCUUAUAGACAAUAGAAAGAAGCUUUCUCCAGCAGUAACACAAUUUAAGCUACUUCCAGCAAGUACACAUCUGCAAAUAAAGAAAAACAAGUUAAAAGACUGUUACCGCCUUUUUACUUACUUACUAUUCUGAAUAGAUAAGAGACUGUAGCAGGGAGAUUGGCAGAAACCUGGUUGCACCUCUAGUCCCGUCCAGGACCCAGAGAGAACAAUGCACAAACCCAAAACCCACAAACAAAGGCUUCCCUCCACCUAGAUUUGAAAGUAUCUUGUUUCCUGAUUGGUCCUCUGGUCAGGUGUUUGGGUCCCUGUUUGUUAACCCUUUACAGGUAAAAGAGACUUUAACCCUUAACUAUCUGUUUAUGACAAGUGGUCCUGCAUCCUGAUUCAACCAUGUGAGACGGAGAUCUCAGUGUGGCUUUCUCUGGUAUUUCUGCCCUUGAGGAUGUUGCCUUUAUGAUUCUCUGUAAAAGAUGUAAUUGAGGCAGGUACCUAGGGCUUGACAGUGUGAGAACUAAAGGAUUUACAAAUUGGGCCCUGGCCUGGAACAUGCACUUUUCCUUAAUGGAAGAGGGAUCUCAUGUGGUCAUCUGUGAUGGAUAUUAAACUACCAAACAAAAAACAGGGCUGAAGUCCAUUGUCUUGGCUUUGACCGUUGAAAGGGUGUGCACGUCAGCACUGGAAACACUUGAUGGAGGCUAAGGAGGAUGUUAAGUGCCCAGUGGAUCAGGAAUCUAACACAGACUCUAUCUCUAACUGUAUUUAAAACAAGCAGCUGCAUACAGAAAAAGAGCAAAUUCUCCUGAGAGGGCAAAGCAAAGAUCAAAAGGGAAGUGGCAUGCCCUGUCAGUGCCGACUCGCUGCCUACAGCGGUUUGAAGGAACGGAGUGGUUGUUGGAUCAGCACCUCCUUUUAUGCUCUCGGGGGCAUGAAGAACGGGCAAGGUGCACACACAGCCCCAACAGACAUGGCCCUCCAGAACGUGCUGCGCUCAUGUGCCCCAGCAGGGGCGCUGGAACAAUUACUAUAGUGGGCGUGCUGAGAGCCACUGAACCAAACUGUAAACCCUGGAUAUGAUGGAAACCACUUCAAACCAGUCAGGACCUAAACCCAAGGCACCUCUACAGUGGGGACCCACAGGGCAAUCCUCCCAGGAGCUCCAUUCCUCUCAGCACUCGCUUUCCCGCCUCAAAGCCCCAUUGGCUGAAAUCUUCUGUCACUCUCGCCUCUACUCCAGUCAGCUUCCUCAGGCUGGGGGUGGGGCUAAACGUCAACUGCCAAACCUCAACUGCCACAGAACCUUGUGGAACCUUUCGACUCCAAGAUUACAGGUUCCUGAUUGGAGCCUCUCCCUCCCAAUCAGGUUCGGGCAGGGGUGGGACUUUCUCACAAUCUCCGUGCUUCCAGCUCAGGCUGAAGUUCACUUUCUAGUGUGGUGUUUAAAAGCGGCUGCUGGUGUGCAAGGCCCCAGAUGUGUAUAACAUGAUAUCUUAUGACCCCCUCUGGCAGUCAGGUCCCACAUCCCUCUCUUCUGUCCCCUCAGAGAUCGGAUCGCAUGAACUAGCUGUCUCCCCCUCCCUCACAGCUACAGAUCAAGUCACAUGUUCUUACCGUUUCUCUUCCAUCAGUCCAUACAACAAAUCUCCGACUUCCUUUAAAGGAAAUGCAGUUUAGCCCAUGACAGUGGGAGCAGGACACAGGCUGUUCUGAUAGUUACAGGGUGGGUGCUGUGGUUGUUUUCAGCCAUGUCAGCGUGCCUCAAGACAAGCUGCAAGACCCCCUGAAAUAUCCAAUCACUAUUUAGACAGUGUGGUUUGGUGGUAACAGCAGGGAAGUGGGCAUUAGGACUCCCAUCUGUGCCACUGACUGGUUGUAUGACCUCAGGCAAGCCACUUAACCUCUCUCUGCCUCACUGUCCCCAUCUGUAAAAUGGGGAUAAUAUUUACUUUUCAGGGAGCUUGCGAGGCUUCAGUAAUGCUUAUAAGGUGCUUUGAGAUCCUCUGAUGAACCCUGGCACACUAUUAAUUAUGAGGCGGCCUGGUGGCCAUUACUCCUGACACUGAGUGUCACCUCUGAGCCAUGGCUGUGUUGGCUUUAGCAACUUGCCUGCUGCUUCUGUUCUUUUCCUGGAGCUUGUCCUUUUACCAGCAGAAUGCGGAAAAACCAGUUCUGUGGUUAAUUGCUGCACUUCCCUUCACGCCCACACAGUCGGCCUUCUCCUCCUCCUCAGCCUGCAUACACCUCUGUCUCUUUCCCUCUGCUGAACUCUGUCAAUCCAAUAGGGUUUGCUCUCCACUUUUAUUAACCCUAUUGAUCCCCUGCCCCAAGCUCCUUCUCCCUUGGGCGAGUCAGUGGGCUUGAUCACAGGUAGCUGCCUUCCUGGCCCUGCCCUACCCAAGGGCAGCUAUUGGAGACAAUGGCUGAAAAGCAUGACAAGAAUAUGAAAGCCCUAAAAGAGGUGUGGAGGAGAGCAGAGAAUGCCUUGUGCGCAGACUGUGGGAAGCCAGACCCUGACUGGGCAUCUCACACUUUGGGUGUCUUUAUCUGCCUGAGCUGCUCAGGGAUCCACCGCAAUAUCCCUAACAUUAGCAAAGUUAAAUCCUUGAGGAUGGACCACUGGGAUGAGGCCCAGGUGCAGUUCCUGGAGCAGCAUGGGAACGCAGUGGCUAAAGCCACAUAUGAGGCUCACAUCCCCAUUUACUAUUACCAGCCAACCCACGCCGACUGCCAAGUCCUGAGAGAGCAGUGGAUACGGGCCAAGUAUGAACGCAAGGAAUUCACCGAGCCAGGGAGACAGCUGCCGUAUUCCAACGGGUUGAAGGAAGGGAUCCUCUGGAAACGGGGACGGGAUAACGGGCAGUUCUUACCCCGCAAGUUUCUCUUGUCUGAGCGAGAUGGGUGUCUCAAGUAUUUUGCCAAACCGGACGCAAAAGAGCCCAAAAUAAAUAUUAAAAUUGACACCAUCAAUGCCACAUUCCAGCCAGUGAAGAUCAAGAAUCCCAAUGGCCUGCAGAUCAGCUACCUCAAGGACAACAAGACCCGCAAUAUCUUCCUCUACCAUGAGGAUGGAAAGGAGAUAGUGGACUGGUUCAAUGCGAUACGCGCAGUACAGGUUCAUUACCUGAAGGUGGCAUUUCCUGUGGCCAGUGACAAUGAGAUCAAAAGCCGACUAAUGCAGAAAUUCCUGAAGGAGGGAUACAUGGAGAAGACUGGUCCCAGGCAGAGAGAGGCCUUCAGGAAGCGCUGGUUCACACUGGAUCACCGCAGACUCAUGUACUUCAAGGAUCCAUUGGAUGCAUUUGCUAAAGGCGAGGUGUUCGUGGGCAGUAGGGAGCAUGGAUACAGCGUCAAGCAAGGGCUGCCAGCGGGGGCUCAGGGCAGCUUCUCCUGGCAGUAUGGCCUCACCAUUGUCACCCCUGACCGAGAAUAUCUCUUCACCUGCGAGACAGAGUGCGACCAGCAGGACUGGAUCGCUGCCUUCAGUUGGGUCAUUGAACAGCCCAUGACUCCCCAGGAGUAUGCAAUUGAAGCCUACUUCAAGCUCAGCUCUUAGGAACCCCCUGGAGAACUGGACUGCAACUCUACUCUGCCUUAGCCCUUUGGGAGGGUGCUAUGGGAGAGAAGAGGAGCUGUGCACCUGAGAAUCUACACUCUCCCAGUACCUCAUGGUUUAGAGCACUUUUUCUUAAACAGAUCAACCAACCUCCCUUUGUUGAGGGGGAGAGAGGGGGGGAAAUCAGGCUGUACCCCUUUAAAUGGAAGACACAUUUCAAGACUGAACACUCAAAGCAACCAGUCACUGAGACCACUCCUAAGCAAUGUUGUGAUUGAACCGGAGACUGGAAGGAUCUGUCAUCCAAUCAGGCUUUGAAGGUUUGAGUACCAGGAGUGGUGAGGGGUUGGGGAGGGGGUGUUGUCUUUUAAACUUCCGUUAUUGCACCUUACUGGAAAAGGGAAAGCUACCAUAAAAGUGGAAACAAACAGUUUUUAAGCACUCAUUCAACAUGGGUGGUUUGCUGGAUGGAGUGCAGCUCUGGCAGAGAGCGUAGUCUAGAAGCAAUUAUAACAUUACAAGGAAAUGGCUUCUCAGUUGCUUAGGGAGAAUUGAAUUUUUCUGGAAAUAUGAUGAUGUUUGACAUUUUACCAUCAUAAAUCCGGGAAGGACGUGUAGAAAAUUAGUUCUCCAGCCAGGGCUGGUACCUUCUUUUUCAUUGACCAAGCCAGCUGCACACAAUAACCCAACUCAACAACUAUCAAGUCACAUAUUCACAGGCAACCUUCCUCCAAAAUUUUACUGCAAAGAUUAAAGAACUGGUGUGUAUGUGCAUAUAUAAAUUAGGGAAUCACUGAUACGAGUAUGGGGAAGACACUAUAUGACUAUCGGCAGUACGGCAAAGGCUGAGACUGUUUUCAUUCUGAGCUGUAAAUUUUAACAGUUGUGUGCGUUCCAUGAUAAUACUACUUAGCUCUUAUCUAGUGCUUUUUAGCAGUAGACCCCAAAGCACUUUACAAAGGAACAAGUAUCAUUAGCCCCAGUUUACAGAUGGACUGAGGCACAGGGAGGUGAAGUAACUUGCUCAAGGUCACCCAGCAGACCAUGACAGAGCUGAAAACAGAACCCAGGUCUCCUGAGUUCUAGUUCAAUGUUCUAUCCAUUAGGCCACGCUGCCUCCAUAGAAGUGCAAUACUCUGGACUGGCAUGUGGGUUCAUGUUCUCCUAUUAGUGCCUGGCCCCAACAGUAUAAACAACCUGCUACUUAAACAUAGUUAAAGGAGUUCUUCAUUAGCUCAAGCAGAAAAGACCUGUGUUUUGGAUCCUGGAAGUUGCAGGUUCAACCCCUUCUGAUGUCUCCAUGGUUUAUGACACAAGCAGCAUGUGUAUGUACAUAGCAUCUAUGAACAGGGGCUAACUGGAGUUAAUGGUGCACUCAGUAAUGUAAUAAGUUCAGAAAGAAAUGAAUAAAAAAUUUCAUUGUAGUUUA
This is a messenger RNA of Gopherus flavomarginatus (Mexican gopher tortoise), 5547 nucleotides long. Its product is annotated as arf-GAP with dual PH domain-containing protein 1-like. Gene Ontology annotation, molecular function: GTPase activator activity; phosphatidylinositol bisphosphate binding. The coding region runs from base 2982 to 4118 and encodes 378 amino acids. The record is from RefSeq and is a predicted model, not a curated record. Gene Ontology annotation, cellular component: plasma membrane; intracellular membrane-bounded organelle. The transcript is spliced from 11 exons. Gene Ontology annotation, biological process: positive regulation of GTPase activity. Lineage: Eukaryota; Metazoa; Chordata; Testudines; Testudinidae.